Molecule: messenger RNA, 910 nt
Organism: Branchiostoma floridae (Florida lancelet)
Lineage: Eukaryota; Metazoa; Chordata; Leptocardii; Amphioxiformes; Branchiostomatidae
Exons: 3
Coding region: 96-830 (244 amino acids)
Source: RefSeq, a predicted model, not a curated record
UGGAACACGUUAUAAAUGCUGGUGUGAAAACCCCGGAUUCGCCUCACACACACUUCACAGCGCGUUAAGUUAUAGUCACACAACAGACGGCAGAGAUGUGGAAACGUCUGCUUUUCACCGCCGCUAUCAUGGCCUGGACAGCCCCGUCACAAGGGCAAGAGUUCCUGGCAACCGUAGAUGGUUGGGAAUUCUUCAAGGUUCCCUCUCCGGGCGUCAUGUCCAAUACCAACGUCAAGGCCACGUGCGAGGCGGCGGGGAUGAGCUACCCCUGCUAUGACGUGAGUGAAACCUGUGACCAUGGCAGGCACUGGACGUCGGGAUGCAUCAGCUUCAACGUCGACGCGUACGGUGGUCAUCUGACCUGCCACACCCCGACCGCCCUGUCCCUCGCCCUGUGCGGCCACACCAUCCCCCGGUUCUGUGAGCAGCUGGACGACACGUUCGUCUACAACCCCAACACCUGGAGCGGAGACAGCGCCUACGGUACAGACUAUCAAACAGGCGCCAACCUGUUCGGGUCCUUCCACCGCGACAAGAUCGCCCUGUGCGCAGUGGACCCCUCCAGUGCCCCCAGCGUCACCGACGUUCCCAAAGUCACUGACGUCACCGGCGCAACAGACGUCAUCGACGUAACAGACAUCCCCGACGCCCCCGGUGCCACCGACGUCCCGAAAGUCACCGACGGCACGGACCGCCCUGACGUUACAGACGUUUCGGGUGGCACUGACGUCACUGACGUCCCCGUUACUGACAUCACAGACGGUUACGAAGUCACCGAUGUCCCUAAAGUUACCGAUGGCAGCAACAUCAACGACGUCAUCACAGGGUGAACAUGAAGGGGCCAGUCUGCUGGCACUUGGUGCUCAGUAUUGAUGAUGGAAUAAAUGUAAGAUUACAAAAGAAACCCUCA